CCGCGGAAUAAAUGUUGGCCAAACACGUGUUUCACUGGGACAAUAGUGAGUGGUGCACACUUCCUUCGCCCAGCCACAGAACAAAAAAAAGUCCCAUUUAAGAGUUGCUGGUGUAACAAUAGGAAGAAUAUAUUCCACUCCUCUCUUCUACACGCGGCUUUUGAGUACACCCCGUCCCAGAGAGGAGUUGUACAGUCUAAUGGCGUGUGGGACAAAGGAGUUUUUGAGUCUAUUAGUCCUGCACUUGGGAUGAAGCAGUCUAGCACUGAACAGGCUCCUCUGGCUACUGAUGACGCUAUGCAGAGGGUGACUGGCAUCAUCCAGGAUGCUCACUAGUUUGUCCAGAGUCCUCUUCUCUGCCACCGUCACCAAUGAACGCUCGUCAAGAAGAACGUCCUCUUCAGCAGCAGGAGGAUCUACAGCCCCCCCACAUUAAAGAGGAAGAGGAGGAUCUCUGGGUUACCCAGGAGGAAGAGUGUCUUCUAGGGCAGGAGGAGGCUGAGCUCAGCAAGUUUCCACUGACUGUUGUCUCCGUGAAGACUGAAGAGCAUGAAGACAAACCACCUGAGUCCUCACAGCUUCAUCACAGUCCAAACGUCUGUGAAAAAUAUCAUCCACCUGAGCAGCAGGAGGGGUCUUCCAGUGUGGAGCAGAAGAGGUCACAGCACCUCCAAGUAAAAGAAGAGGAGCUACAGGCCCCUCACUUUAAAGAUGAAGAAAAACAGCGGCUGUUCCCCCACUUUAUAAAGGAAGACAAGAGACACCUUAUCAGUGUGAAGAGUGAAGAUGAGGUCAACUGUGAGGUUGAGGAGAAAAGAGCGGCGGAGCCUCCAGGCAGCAGCUCAACACAACACAUGACAACAGAAGCUGAUGGAGACCACUGUGGAGGAUCACAAGCAGACAAGCUCUUAGCCCCACUAUCAGAUAGUGAGGACACAACGUCACACUCUCCUGACACUGAUGAUGAAGACUCUAAAGAUGAUAAGACAUGUCACACUGACAACACUCACUUCAAAUGUUUUCUCUGUGACAAAACCUUUAAAAACCAUUGGCAUUUAAAAAGACACACGAGAACACACACUGGAGAAAAACCUUUUACCUGUUCAAUCUGUAGUAAAGGUUUUGUAGAAAAUCGCAAUUUGAAAGUACACAUGAGAAUACACACUGGAGAAAAACCUUUUUCAUGUUCAAUCUGCGGUAAAGAUUUUACUCAAAGGCAAUAUUUCAAUAGACACAUGAGAAUACACACAGGAGAAAAAACUUGUUCCUGCUCAGAAUGUGGUAAAAGUUAUGUAAUAGAACAAAGUUUAAAAGAACACAUGAGAAUACACGCUGGACAAAAACCCUUUUCCUGCUCAGAAUGUGGUAAAAGUUUUGCAAUAAAUCAAAGUUUAAAAGUACACAUGAGAACACACACUGGUGAAAAACCUUUUUCAUGUUCAAUCUGCGGUAGAGAUUUUACUCAAAGGCCCCAUUUCAAAUCACACAUGAUAACGCACUCUAGUGAAAAACCAUACUCCUGUUCAAGCUGCCACAAAAGCUUUCGUCACCCAAAAUCUGUUACAGUACACAUGAGAACACACACAGGGGAGAAAGUGUUAAGUUGCAGUGUGUGUGGUGAAAGAUUCUCUUAUAAGUACCAGUGUAAGAAACACAAGUGUGCUGCUGAGAACAGCAGCAACACAUAAAGAUGCAGGAUUUGAAAUAAACGGUCAAAACUUGACUUUCUACCAACAUCAGCACAUAUAACAUGUGUGACCUCACUGUUGUGUGUGUGUGUGUGUAGCACAAUCAAUCAAUCAAUCAAUGUUUAUUUAUAUAGCCCUAAAUCACAAAUGUCUCAAAGGACUGUACAAACCAUUACAACUACGACAUCCUCGGAAGAACCCACAAAAGGGCAAUGAAAACUCACACCCAGUGGGCAGGGAGAAUUCACAUCCAGUGGGACGCCAGUGACAAUGUGGACUAUGAGAAACCUUGGAGAGGACCUCAGA
Nerophis ophidion (straightnose pipefish) is the source of this 1994-nucleotide messenger RNA. RefSeq names its product zinc finger protein OZF-like. The record is from RefSeq and is a predicted model, not a curated record. Lineage: Eukaryota; Metazoa; Chordata; Actinopteri; Syngnathiformes; Syngnathidae. The transcript has 4 exons. The coding region runs from base 372 to 1688 and encodes 438 amino acids. Gene Ontology annotation, biological process: regulation of DNA-templated transcription. Gene Ontology annotation, molecular function: RNA polymerase II cis-regulatory region sequence-specific DNA binding; DNA-binding transcription factor activity, RNA polymerase II-specific.